AUGUUAUUCAUUUGCUGCCACUCUGUUUGCUGCUACGCCAAAAACGCCGCAAAUGAAUAUAAAAGUGACGCCUCAAAUGAAUGUUUUUCUACUAGUGCUGGAAGAUUGAGUCAACCUAAACAUAGAUUCAUCACUUGGCUGACAAUUUUGGAUAGGCUGAACACCAACGACAGGUGGAUGAAAAUUGGGGUCACUACUGACAAUACAUGUUUGUUGUGUGGUAUUGAGGUGGAGAGUCAUUCACACCUGUUCUUUGGGUGUCAGUAUAGUCUCAGGUGCAGGCAGAAGAUUGCUCCUUGGAUUGAGAUGAACAUAUUACCUAAUAGUCUGCGUGACAUUGUUAAAUGGUUACUCAGAAAUAGGACCACGAAGUUCAAGAGAGGAUUCAUUUCCUCCAUUGUUUUGUGUACUAUUUACCAUUUUUGGAAGGAGAGGAACAAUGACUUGUGGAAAAACCAAGUACAUAUUGUAGAUAGGGUUGUUAGCCUCAUUCAGAAAACUGUGCAUAAUAGGAAUCACACUGUCUUACCUAGAGCUAUUAGCACUAGGGACUCUAGCUGGUUUACAACCUUGUUUAGAGGCUAG
Spinacia oleracea (spinach) is the source of this 585-nucleotide messenger RNA. RefSeq lists its product as uncharacterized. The record is from RefSeq and is a predicted model, not a curated record. NCBI's taxonomy places the organism in Eukaryota, Viridiplantae, Streptophyta, Magnoliopsida, Caryophyllales, Amaranthaceae. The transcript is spliced from 2 exons. Bases 1 to 585 code for a protein of 194 amino acids.